AUGUCUGAAAAAAAGUGUUGUGUACCAUAUUGUAAAGUAACACGUCAGGAUGAUGUGACUUUGCAUUCUUUUCCGAAUCCUGAGAAAGAUUCGGAGAGAUUUCGAUGUUGGCUGUAUAAUAUUGGAGGAGAUUUAUUAGCUUUAGAAAACCAAUAUAUAUACAAGCGGCGAAAAGUAUGUCAUAAUCAUUUUGAACAAAAAUAUCACACAUGGACCAAAACAUUGACUCACAAUGCAGUGCCCACAUUAUUAUUGCCUGGAUUAUUUUGCACUAAGAAAGCAUUAUCAGACAUAACUAAUACAAUGAGUAUGUACAAGGAAAUAUCAAUACCUGGAACUUCUACAUCAACAAAUCAAUUAGUAUUUGACAGUGCAACUACUUCAAAAACAAAAUUAACUUUAAAGAAGAAGCCUGGUGUCAUUAAAAAGCUGUCUACUAAUUUGGGAGCUAUUAUAAUGAAAGCUGAAGUAUCGGAAUCGGACGACCCUGCCGGUGACGGAGAACCGGUGGGCUACCCAGAACUCAGUGAG
Messenger RNA from Iphiclides podalirius (scarce swallowtail), 531 nucleotides. NCBI's taxonomy places the organism in Eukaryota, Metazoa, Arthropoda, Insecta, Lepidoptera, Papilionidae. The record is from the annotation of a GenBank genome assembly.